Molecule: messenger RNA, 4512 nt
Organism: Episyrphus balteatus (marmalade hoverfly)
Lineage: Eukaryota; Metazoa; Arthropoda; Insecta; Diptera; Syrphidae
Product: small G protein signaling modulator 1
Exons: 13
Coding region: 221-3631 (1136 amino acids)
Biological process (GO): activation of GTPase activity
Molecular function (GO): GTPase activator activity
Source: RefSeq, a predicted model, not a curated record
UUUGUCGUGCACGGAUCAAUUUCUUUCUUUUCCGUUGAUUCCGUAGUGAAAAAAUGGCAAAAUUACAAAAAAAUUAUCUUAUCAAAUAGUGCAUCCGUAUGUCCAGUAAAAAAAAGUGUUUCUAUCCCAAAAAGGAUAAUAAUUGCAGUUCUAGAAUUUAGCCCUCAAAGGAAAUACUUUCUUUUUGUUUUGUAAAGAAAAAAAAAAUCAAUCCUCGAAUAUGUUACAUACAUUUGGUGGUGAUUCCGAAUUCAAGGAACGCCUUAUUGGUAAUGUGAAGAAGGAGGUGAAGCAGCUAAUGGAAGAAGCUGUAACAAAAAAGUACAUACAUGAGGAUAGCAGUUCUGUGACAUCAUUGUGUGCAGCCGUUGAAGCAUGUUUGAGUCAAGGAUUAAAACGACGUGCAUUGGGUCUUUUCAAGACAUCUUCUACAACAGCAUUGCUUCAUAAGAUUGCAAAAAAUUGCCCAGAAGCAGAUUAUAUUAGCCAAAAGGUUCAGGAUGUUGAAAAUGUUGAACCAAGUAAACGGUCAUCGUCAAGCAGCGAUAGUCUCAUAAAGCCACAAAUGUUAAAAAAAGCUAGCAGUAGUUCGGUGACAACGAUAAAUACUAUUCCACCAGCUCCAGUUGUUAAGUAUCUUUGGAUUCGAUUGGCACUGUAUGAAAAGCGUUUGUCAAAAAUUAUUGAGCAUUUAGUGAGUAAUGCAAGUAAUUAUUACGAACGCGAUGCAUUGGUAUCGAAUCCAGAUUAUGGAUCAAUAUUAAGUUCACUGCUGGUGGGUCCAUGUGCUUUGGAGUUUACGCGAGCCAAGACAGCCGAUCAUUACUGGUCAGAUCCACAUGCUGAUGAAUUGGUUCAACGCCAUAGAAUAAGUUCUGGAAAUCGAACACCACCCUCUUGCCAAAGGCCUAUAAUAAAUUUUAAAAGAAGUCUUCAUGCAAGCUCCGAAGACUGCAGUAGUGGGUCGUUUAAAUCGAGCUCUUCAGCAAGCGCAGCAAAAGAUUAUGUCGAAUCAUUACAUCAGAAUUCUAGAGCAACUUUACUUUAUGGAAAAAAUAAUGUUAUGGUUCUUCCGAAAGAAAUGGAUGAAUCCAUGCCAGGUUACCUUAGUUUACAUCAAAAUGUUCAAUUUUUAACGAUAAAAUGGACACCGAAUCAGUUGAUGAAUGGCUACAACGAAGCAGAAGGUACUGACAAAAGCUCCUAUUGGGCUUAUGCACUCAAUAUAAACGUCGACGACAUUGUCUACGUUCAUUGCCACCAGAAUCGUGGAGAAGAUACUGGUGGCACUAUAAUUCUUGUUGGCCAAGAUGGAGUACAACGACCUCCAAUUCAUUUCCCUGAAGGUGGUCACAUGCAGGCAUUUCUGAGUUGCUUGGAAACUGGUUUAUUGCCACAUGGACAAUUAGAUCCACCGCUAUGGUCUCAACGUGGAAUAGGAAAAUUAUUCCCUUGGCCAAAGUUUGGGCGUCGACGAAUUUUACCAUCAGUUAUGGAAUCUUCCGAAGAGACUCCGAUUGAUUAUGUCUUCCGAAUUGUUAGCAAAAGUAACCAUCAAGAGUUCUUGGCGUCGCAUCCUAUUCUUGAAAUUGGAAGAACAAGUCCUAGGCGAGCACUUUUGAGUAGCUGCUCUACCAAUGGGAGUAGUGAUGGCUCGAGCAAGAGUAUGUCUAUUGACCAAGCACUUUCUGAAUCUCCUAAGGUUAUACAUAACCAAACAGCUAGCAUAGAAUUGGUGUGCUCAACCAUGCGGCGGCAGAUAAUUUCUCGAGCAUUUUAUGGAUGGUUGGCAUAUUGCAGACAUUUGUCCACUGUAAGAACUCAUCUCUCUGGAUUGGUAAAUGGACGAAUAACACCAGAUUUGAGUGCAGAUGAGGAUGGCUUAACCAAAGCUAGAUGGGAGGAAUUGCAAGACGAAGGAGUUAUUUCUGACGAUGCAGAAGUUUAUAGGUUAGUUUAUUUUGGUGGUGUUGAGCAUGAAAUUCGGAAAGAUGUUUGGCCUUAUCUCUUGGGACAUUAUAGUUUUGGGUCAUCGCCAGCAGAACGCCAAAAGCUCGAUGAAACUACCAAGCAUUAUUACGAAACCACAAUGAGUGAAUGGCUAGCUGUAGAAGCUAUUGUCCGUCAACGUGACAAGGAGAAGAAUGCUCUCGCCAAAGCAAAACUCAGCUCUGGAAGUGGUGGAAAUGGUGACAGAACCAAAGAUGAGCUCGAGGCUGAUGUUGACAAUGAUGUAUUCGAAGACAAUGAUGAUUCUUCAGAUAUAUCUGAUCCCGGUGAUUAUGCCGAGGAUGAUGUUUUGGAGGAACAAAACGGACCACGUGUACAACAUAGUUCUGAUUCAGGCAACGUCGAAGACGUUGAUGCUUCUGAUCUGGCUGUCAAAGAUGCCAAGGAUGAUGAACCAGAUACUGAACCUGAACAUGAAGGAAUAAAAAUUGAGGAGAAUUGCUUCUCGAGCGAAGAAGGUCAAGUCCAAGACAGCAAUGCUGACACAGAUGGUAAUCAGGAAGAAGCUGGUGCCAUGAGUAAUCUUUCCAUUCCAAGAUCACCUUCUACAUCUUCUUACGAAACAGUGGGAAAUGAGUUUACCGACGCUGCAGAAAUCCCAAAUGUUUUAACACAAACCGAUCAACCAUCGAAUAUACCAGAGUUUCAUAGUGUGGAUGAUAUUCAAGGCCAAUUGAAUGAUGCCAUUGAAGAGCCAUGUUCAUUGGAAAAUCAGAUUCCAAUUGAUGGUGAACAAGAAGACAACGAAGCUUUACCUCCGCAUGCUGCUGUGAUUAUAACAGAUGCCUCAAUUGAUAUUGCACAUUUUGAAAAAGAUGCGGACUCUGAACGGAAAAAAACUGACCUUAUGUCGCCAGUUCACGAAGAUGGUGGGAAUUCUCUUGACGCAUUGCAAGAACCAAAGUCAGCAUGUGUUUCACCCGCCAGUUCGAAUGGAGGUGUUUAUUCUUCCGAAUUAUUGGAAAAUUUUGGUUUGAAUUUGCAUCGUAUCGAAAAAGACGUUCAACGAUGUGAUAGAAAUUAUUGGUAUUUUGCAAAUGAAAAUUUAGACAAACUUCGAAAUGUCAUAUCGACAUAUGUUUGGGAGCAUUUGGAUAUUGGAUAUAUGCAAGGAAUGUGUGAUUUGGUGGCUCCUCUUUUAGUAAUUUUUGAUGAUGAAUCCUUGAGCUACGGGUGUUUUUGUAAACUUAUGGAGCGUAUGGUUGAAAACUUUCCAAAUGGUGGUGCUAUGGAUAUGCACUUUGCAAAUAUGAGAUCUCUCAUACAAAUUUUGGAUUCAGAAAUGUAUGACUUAAUGGAUUCUCACGGAGACUAUACACAUUUUUACUUUUGCUAUCGUUGGUUCCUUUUGGAUUUUAAACGUGAACUUAUUUACGACGAUGUUUUUUCCACAUGGGAAGUUAUUUGGGCUGCAAAGCAUGUUGCUAGUGCACAUUUUGUUUUAUUCUUGGCUUUGGCCUUGUUAGAAACCUAUCGAGAUAUUAUUUUAUCGAAUAGUAUGGAUUUUACAGACGUGAUCAAGUUUUUCAACGAAAUGGCCGAACGUCAUAAUGCUGCGUCAAUUUUGCAAUUGUCACGUAGUUUGGUUUUGGAACUGCAAACAAUCAUCGAAAAUAAAUAAGAUCCUUUUAAUGGACCAUAUAAAUAUAUUAUUUAAUACAAAAUAGUAGAGAUACGUAUGUCACAAGCAAGUAAAACAAUUUACACAAAAUAAUGUUAUAAAUGUAGAAGACUUGUAGUAGGUAGAAGAAAAAAAAAAACAAAAAUGUAGAGAAUUUAGUAGAAGAAAAUACAACCCUUCCAUUUCAUAAAAAAAGUAAAAAAAAUGAAUAAAAAUAUACAAAAAAAAAAGGUAGGAAGGACUUGGAAUCUUUCUGCCAGACAGACUAUAACACAUAUCCAACACAUACACAUAUUAUGUGACUGGAGCCAGAUUUAUCUGAAUGAAGAAUUUUGUUGUUAUUUUCUCCUGAUAAAAAUAUGGUGCUAUUAAGAUCAUUUGUUUAUAAAAUAAGAACGAAUCGUCAAUUCAAAAGUACAAACUAGGUGAAAGAUUGAAAUUGUCCAAAAUAUUUUUAGGUGGAUAUUAAGCUUGGAUAAAAAAACUUGAAUUAACUUUAAACUUGCUUGUAGAUCCGAACAUUUUUUUAACUUUUUUUUUUAAAGUCCUACCGUUUCUGUUCAAAUUUUACAAACAAUUUGUUCCAAAGUUUAAACAUAAAUAUUCAAAAAACGUGGUUAGAGAAAAAUAUAGGAUUUGUUCAUCAAUAUAUCUAAAAUAUUUGCAUAUACCGGAUUAAGUGCACCGCGUUCUAUUUUUAGAUUUUAAUGUAGUUGCAUCUCGCACAAAAAAUACGCACUUUCAUAAUAUUCAAAAGUUAAUUCAGAAUUAGUUGCGCCAAAACAAAUGAUCUCUAAUGCUUGCACCAAAAUUUAAGUAAAACAAAAAAAAAAAAAAACUAUCUGGCUUGAGUUUUCCCAAUGGAGUACCUUUGUCGUAUA